ACCGACAGCGCCGUCCCCGCGCUCCCCGCUCCCCGCCGCGUGUAUCGGGCCCUGCCGCAUUCCCCGCUCCCUGCCGCAUUCCCCGCUCCCUGCCGCAUUCCCCGCUCCCUGCCAUGAGCUGGGACGGCGCCGACGAGGAAGUCCGGCUCCUCCUGGACCUAUGCCUUCAGUGUUUGACAAAGAACCUUUCCAGAUACUCUGCAGAUAUUAAGUCAUUGCCACCCAAUAUAAAAGAUAAACUGAUUAAAUUAAUGAGUAGGCAAGGGCAAAUUACUGAUGCAAAUAUCAGUGAGGUAUUGCACCCUGCUGUGGAGUCUCUGGAUCUCCGAGACUGUGAUAUUUCAGAUAAUGCAUUAUUGCAGCUUUAUAACUGCAAGCAGCUGAAAAAAAUCAACUAAAAUUCUUGCAAGGAGAACAGAUUUGGAAUUACUUCAGAAGGAGUCAUAGCACUGGCCUUAUCCUGUCCCUACCUGCGUGAAGCAUCUUUCAAAAGGUGCUGUGAUAUAACUGACAGUGGAGUUCUGGCUCUGGCACUCAACUGCCAAUUCCUACAAAUAGUGAACUUGGGCAGCUGCUCAGGCAUCAUGGAUGCAUCUCUGCAGGCACUAGGAGAGAACUGCAAAUUUCUUCACAGUGUGGACUUCUCAUCUACUCAGGUGACAGAUGAUGGCGUUGUAGCAUUAGUGAGUGGAACAUGUUCAAAGAAUUUAAAGGAGAUCCACAUGGAGCGCUGUGUGAAUCUGACAGACAUCUCUGUGGAAGCCGUCCUUACUUGUUGUCCCAAGAUACACAUUUUUCUGUUCCAUGGAUGUCCACUGAUAACAGAUCGGUCCCGAGAUGCUUUGGAGCAACUCAUCAUAUCGAACAAAAUCAAGCAACUGACAUGGACUGUUUACUGAUUAUUUGUCCUGUACAUGUGAGUGUCAAGUUUACAGGUGGGAGAGCUCCUUCAGCAAACAAGCACCUUGGAAGAACUAGCUGGUGACUUUUGUUCCACCAGGUUGCAUCCCUCCUGCUUCCCACUGGAGGUCUCCGUUGCCAUUCCAGUCCUUGCCUGUGAGCCUGGGCUUCCCCAUUGUCUCUCCUCGGAGCCCUGUCUGCCUUUGCAUUGAUCAAACUUCAUUAAGAGGAGCGUUAAACUGUAAUUAAUACUACAGGGCUGUUGCUCAGGCUUCCCGAAGUGCUGGAUUAGGCUGCUACUUAGUAUUCUUAGCAAUUUAGCUACAAACCCAGUUUAGAUAAGUUUGUGUUCUGAGUUUGUAUUUUGGGGUGGUACUUCCAAUCAAAAGUACCAAGCCCAAAUGUAACAUUGACACACAGCAGUGGCUGUGAAGUUGGGAGUUGAAUCUUACUGAAAUCAGCAGCCAGAACCGGUGAAUGGAGGUGCCAUUAACAGUGAUACAAAUGUGCUUUCACUAGUAACAAAGAAUCUCAUUUCACCAUUUACUUUUGCUAGAUCUGGAAUAAAAAACAUAGGUACCUUUCUUCUGAUGUUACUGAUGCUGCAGGUUUCUGUUCUUACUUACCAUCAAAUACUUGCUGGAUUUUUACACAUCCAAAAUUACAGCCUGUGAAUGUGUAAACAUAAACUUGCAUUGGAGUUGUUAUGGUGACUACAAAUUUCAGAGUAGUAGCUGUGACCAAGAACAGGAUUUUACGUAUGGGCAAAUAUUUAAUUUGCCCUGGCUUUUGCCUGUGUUUCUACAUGAAAAACCUUUUAGGGAACAAAACACUGGUAUUCAUAAGCAUAUCUGUGAAUGAAAUAGGACCAAAUGUAGUGUCUGAGCAUGGAUGGUAGAGUAUGUGUUCUGCUGUAUGCAGUUCAUUACAUAUCCAGUGGCCCCCCAAGCUGACAAUAUCAGUAAUUUUAUUGUUCAGUUAUAGUAGUAUUGGAAAGUAAUUUUUGAACUGUAGAGUGAGUUUAUUACAUGAUGGAGCAGUGCUCUCAUCACAGUUUUAUGUCAUGUUCCUUGGCUUUCUUGAACCAGCAUAACCUCCAGUCAGAAUCCUAUGAUUUCUGCAAGAAGCUCCUUAAUGCCAGACAUUUUAGCUUUAUAAGGGCAUGGAGCACAUGGGGUUCAUCCUCUGGAUCUGGAAGUAGAAGAGUUUAGCUAUGGUGGUCCAACAUGGAUUUGAUGACAUCUGGAAAUCUAAAGAGUUUAGGCAACCAUAAGGAAUAUGUUUACUUUACCAUUUAACUCUUGUCAUAGCCACACCUAAGUGUUGCAGAAAUAAACUAGUCUUAUAUUAAUCUCUUUAAAGUUCAGGUCUAAUUGCGUGGAAGGUAUUUUUUGUUGCCAAUAUUAAAGGAUAUUAUGAUGUCUGACUAUAAUCUUUGUUCUUCUGUUAAUUAUAUGGUUUUUGAAAGUGCAAGUCUAUUUAGAAAAGUUGUUCAGGUGUCAGUAAAAGUGUAUUUUUCCAGGACAAGCAUCUAAAUGCUCUUGUUGCAUGGCUCAGCCCAGUGAUGGGUGUGUUCCUAUGAUCUCUGUGGGUGUAACUGCACCAGUACAAACUACUGGUUCGAGAAGGAGUUGAUUUUGCUACAGUAGCCACAAGCAUCUGACAGAGCUGUUUAGGCAGCUCUGUGAAGCAGUGCUACUGUUCAUCUCAGUGGCAAAGAUGUCCUUCUUCUCCUUGCUAAUACAACCUUGGAUUUGUCAUGUUGAAGGCAAAUGCAGCUUAUAUGUGUCCUUAAGUGUGCCUGUAGAUUGACCAUCUUCCCCUACAGCCUCUUUUCAAAGUGUGACUUAGUGGUACAUCCUCACCUGGUGCUUAAAAAGCUUUACAACACUGCAGUGAGUAACACUGUAAUUUUAGGUUUAAACGUUUAAUGUAAGUUACUUUAACUCAGACUUUGUGUUUUGUAUAACUCUACUAGAAUGUUUUUUGGUUCAUAGUAAUUUUCAACAAAUGUUUACAGGCACUGGGUGAAGUGGGAGAAGAAACUCAUGGAUGUGCUUACUGCUUCAUAUUCUCUAUUGUUUGGACAUUGUUAAUGUUGUGAGCCUUGCAGAAUAUUCACAUAUUGUUAUGAAGAUUAAAGUUUAGAAGUUGGCUGUUUGGAUA
Taeniopygia guttata (zebra finch) is the source of this 3066-nucleotide messenger RNA. It is a transcript of the gene AMN1, whose product is annotated as antagonist of mitotic exit network 1 homolog. Gene Ontology annotation, biological process: SCF-dependent proteasomal ubiquitin-dependent protein catabolic process. Gene Ontology annotation, cellular component: SCF ubiquitin ligase complex. The record is from RefSeq and is a predicted model, not a curated record. Gene Ontology annotation, molecular function: protein binding. Lineage: Eukaryota; Metazoa; Chordata; Aves; Passeriformes; Estrildidae.